GAUUCCGCCUCUGGGGCUGGGAGCCUCCGCGUCUCCGUCUCUGGUCUCUCUGGGGCGCUUGUGGGGCGGCGUCCAUGGGCUCCGCUGGGCUCCCCCUGAUGCUGCUGCUGCUGGUAGUUGGAGCGCUGGCCCGGAUCCCCGGAAGCGAAGGGGGGCAGGAGACCCCCACCCAUUUCCUGGUCCAGUGGAAGUUCGAGUGCCGCUUCCUCAACGGGACGCAGCGGGUGCGACUCCUGAUCUGGUACAUCUACGACCGGCAGGAGAUCGCCUACUUCGACAGUGACCGCGGGAAAUACGUGGCCGUCACUCCGUUGGGGCAGCCCGCUGUGGACAAGUGGAACAGCGAUAAGGUCCUCCUGCAGAUCAAGAAGGCCAAAGUGGAUUCCUUCUGCCGGCACAACUACGAGACAGCCAAGACCGGUCAGAUGGUGGGCCGGAGAGCCAAGCCCACCGUCUCCAUCUCCCCCACCAAGCUGGAUCCCACUUCCCCUAACACCAUCCUCCUCUGCAUCGCGAGGGGCUUCUACCCCGUGGAGAUCGAGGUCCGGUGGCUGAAGAACGGGCGGCCGGAGGAGGAGGGCGUGGCCUUCGGGGAGGAGCUCCAGAACGGAGACUGGACCUACCAGCUCCAGGUGAUGCUGGAGACCCAGCCCCAGCGGGGGGAUGUCUACACCUGCCAAGUGGAGCAUGCCAGCCUGGAAGCCCCCAUCACCGUCCAAUGGGAGCCCCGAUCCUCCAACUCGGCCAGGAGCAAACUCUGGACGGGGAUCGUGGCAGCCGUGAUCGGGGUGAUCUUCUUUGCCAUGGGGCUCUCCCUCCACCUGAAGAGCAAGAAAGCAACUCCCAUCCAGCCUCCUGCAGAACUCAUGAAUUAAUCUGCCGUCCUUCCUGAUUCCUGAUUUUUUUUCAUUAGCUGACAGAAUUUCUGACUUUUUGCAACCUCUGAAAAAUGGAGGCUCAAGAUUUUAGAUUAGGGAGAGGAGGUGAAUGGCAGCCUGGAGCUUCUCCUGCUGAGACUUCCCUGGCUUUCCUUUGAAGUCCACUGUUUCUAGUGAGGGAGGGGUGGAGACCAUCUAGACUGACCCCAGGGACUGUGGGCCUGCCUGUCAAUCCAGACACGCAAAUAUCUUCUGGCUUUAAAUCCACAGCAGUUUCAUCUCCAUUAGUCUUCCUACGAAUCUCUUC
Messenger RNA from Crotalus tigris (Tiger rattlesnake), 1185 nucleotides. Its product is annotated as H-2 class II histocompatibility antigen, E-S beta chain-like. The record is from RefSeq and is a predicted model, not a curated record. Lineage: Eukaryota; Metazoa; Chordata; Lepidosauria; Squamata; Viperidae. Gene Ontology annotation, molecular function: MHC class II protein complex binding. Gene Ontology annotation, cellular component: MHC class II protein complex; membrane. The transcript has 6 exons. The coding region runs from base 75 to 875 and encodes 266 amino acids. Gene Ontology annotation, biological process: positive regulation of T cell activation; peptide antigen assembly with MHC class II protein complex; immunoglobulin production involved in immunoglobulin-mediated immune response.